GUUAUGGAAAUUGCCGCCUUGCUUGCUGCCGGUCUUGGGGACUGGAUCGACUUCGGCGUCAUCUGCGGUAUCCUUAUGCUCAACGCAACCGUCGGUUGGUACCAGGAGAAGCAGGCCGCAGAUGUUGUGGCGAGCUUGAAGGGCGACAUUGCGAUGAAGGCCGUGGUCAUUCGAGACGGCGGAGAAGAGACCAUCCUUGCGCGUGAAAUCGUUCCGGGAGACAUCGUGGUCAUCGAGGAAGGCCAAUCCGUUCCCGCUGACUGCCGACUGAUCUGCAACUACGACCACCCAGAAGACUUCGAAAAAUACAAGGAGAUGAAGGAUGAAGAUCUCUUCGAUGAUUCGUCCGAUCCUGAUGACGAGAAGAAAAAGGAAGACGACGACGACGAGGAGCGCCCGAUUAGCCAGGGAGUCGCCCUCAUCGCGGCGGACCAGUCGGCCAUCACUGGAGAGUCUCUUGCCGUUGAAAAGUACAUGGGAGAAGUCGCCUAUUACACGACAGGCUGCAAGCGCGGAAAAGCAUACGGGAUCGCCUUGUGCUCCGCUAAGCACUCUUUCGUCGGUCGGACCGCAAGCCUGGUGCAGGGCGCAAAGGAUCAAGGACAUUUCAAGGCUAUCAUGAACUCCAUCGGUACGGCGCUACUUGUGUUGGUCAUGUUCUGGAUCCUAGCCGCAUGGAUCGGUGGCUUCUUCCGGCAUCUGGGGAUCGCCACGAAUCGCGCCGGUACCGACAACUCAGUCAAUCUGCUUGAUUAUGCUUUGAUCCUUCUCAUCAUUGGUGUUCCUGUCGGUCUCCCAGUCGUCACGACUACCACCUUGGCUGUCGGUGCCGCCUACCUCGCAAAGCAAAAGGCUAUUGUGCAGAAGCUGACGGCUAUCGAAUCUCUGGCCGGUGUCGACGUUCUUUGCUCUGACAAGACUGGAACCUUGACCGCCAAUCAGCUUAGCAUCCGAGAACCUUACGUCGCCGAGGGCCAAGAUGUCAAUUGGAUGAUGGCCGUCGCUGCCCUCGCUUCUUCGCAUAACCUCAAAUCGCUCGACCCUAUCGACAAGAUCACUCUUCUUACUAUCAGGCGAUACCCCAAGGCCAGAGAAAUUCUGGGUAUGGGCUGGAAGACCGAGAAGUUCACGCCUUUCGAUCCUGUCUCUAAGCGUAUCACCACAGUCUGCCACAUGGGCGGCGAUAAGUAUGUCUGCGCGAAGGGAGCUCCUAAGGCCAUUCUCCAACUCUCAAAUUGCGACGAGGAAACUGCCAGGCUGUUCCGAGAGAAGGCUGCUGAUUUCGCUCGCCGAGGUUUCCGAUCUCUCGGUGUUGCGUACCAGAAGAAUGACGGUGACUGGAUCCUCCUUGGUCUGCUCUCCAUGUUCGAUCCGCCCCGCGAGGAUACCGCACAGACUAUUGUCGAGGCUCAGCAGCUCGGUGUACCUGUCAAGAUGUUGACUGGUGAUGCUAUCGCUAUCGCAAAGGAGACGUGCAAGAUGCUUGCUCUUGGCACCAAGGUCUACAACUCACAGAAGCUGAUCUAUGGAGGUCUCUCCGGCACUACGCAACACGAUCUUGUCGAACGCGCCGAUGGUUUUGCGGAGGUCUUCCCCGAGCACAAGUAUCAAGUUGUGGAAAUGCUGCAGCAGCGAGGCCAUUUGACUGCUAUGACUGGAGACGGUGUCAACGAUGCUCCUUCCCUAAAGAAAGCUGACUGCGGUAUCGCCGUCGAAGGUGCUUCGGAAGCAGCUCAAGCCGCCGCCGAUAUCGUCUUCCUAGCUCCCGGUCUUAGCACGAUUGUGUUGGCUAUUAAGACCGCUCGAGAGAUCUUCCAGCGCAUGAAGGCAUAUAUCCAGUACCGUAUCGCUCUCUGUCUGCACUUGGAAAUCUACCUGGUGACUUCGAUGAUCAUUAUUAAUGAGACUGUCCGCGCGGAGCUCAUUGUCUUCAUCGCCCUGUUCGCCGAUCUUGCAACCGUCGCUGUAGCAUAUGACAAUGCCUACUCUGAGGAGCGUCCUGUCGAAUGGCAGCUGCCAAAGAUCUGGGUCAUCUCUGUCAUCCUGGGCAUUCUGCUCGCGCUCGGCACUUGGGUCAUCCGCGGCACCAUGUUCCUCCCCAACGGUGGCAUCAUCCAGAACUUUGGCUCAGUCCAAGAGAUCCUCUUCCUCGAAAUAGCCCUCACAGAAAAUUGGCUCAUCUUCGUGACACGCGGCGGGAAAACGUUUCCCAGCUUCCAGCUCGUGGGCGCCAUCCUCGCCGUCGACGCCAUCGCAACCCUCUUCUGUCUCUUCGGCUGGCUUUCCGGCGCCCCUUACGAGACCAACCCGGCUGACGUGGCUCACUUCCGUGCGGACGGCUGGGUCGAUAUUGUCACCGUCGUUGUGAUUUGGGCGUAUAGCUUGGGCGUCACUAUUGUGAUCGCUAUCGUUUACUACCUGCUCAACAAGAUCGCAUGGCUCAACGACCUCGGCCGCAAGGACCGCAGCAGGAAGGACCCGCAGAUCGAGAACAUGAUUGCGGCUCUGAGCAAGCUGGCACUUGAGCAUGGCAAAGACAAGCACGGGGUGGAGCGGUACGUACUUGCUCAGAGAGCUGCGGAGGAGGAAGAGGACGAGUAAGCGAAGAAUGCGGGCUCGGGCAACGCGUUGUUGGAUGCGCGGAAGGCUGGGCAGGCAUGCAACCUAAGAGCAUGUCGCCGUUUUGGAG
Messenger RNA from Trematosphaeria pertusa, 2689 nucleotides. RefSeq names its product plasma membrane ATPase. The transcript has 9 exons. Gene Ontology annotation, biological process: regulation of intracellular pH; proton export across plasma membrane. NCBI's taxonomy places the organism in Eukaryota, Fungi, Ascomycota, Dothideomycetes, Pleosporales, Trematosphaeriaceae. The record is from RefSeq and is a predicted model, not a curated record. Gene Ontology annotation, molecular function: ATP binding; P-type proton-exporting transporter activity; ATP hydrolysis activity. The coding region runs from base 4 to 2601 and encodes 865 amino acids. Gene Ontology annotation, cellular component: plasma membrane.